AUCUCUGCCUCUCCGGUUAUUAGUGGUUACCCGUGCACGUACUGCAUACGGCGCGUACGGCUCGUUUUUCUUCACCAGCUCAACUGCCACCGCCAGCCAUCUAAACGCAAGACUGCAUCUACGGAUCGGGUCGUGCGAUCGGGAGCGUUCACUCCCCGGACACGUGCCAAGGAGAAAUGCAAGACUCCAUCCAUGCCUUUUCCCGUGAAAUCCCCGCCAGCGAGAGACCUCACCCUCACCCCGCCUCUUGGCUUCGGCUCGGUCGCUGCACCGUGCUGUUGCGCCAUCGGUUGUCAGUACAAACUACGAGCCGCUCCACGUCUCUCUCGGCCGGAGGGAAUCCUGCUGCCGCCUUCUCUUUCCGCCCUUAACUGCAUCCGUCCGUCCGACCGACCGGAUAGCGAGGCCGAGCGAGAGCGAGAGCGCGCGCGCGCGCGGGCUAGCUAGCCGGCUGCCUACAAGAUGAGCUCGGCGUCGGCAUUCCCGCCCCCCUCGCCGCCGUCGUCGAGCGCGGGCGUCCCGAUGGUGGUGAUCACCGUGGUGGGGAUACUGGCGGCGUUCGCGCUGCUGGCGGGCUACUACGCGUUCGUCACCAGGUGCCAGCCGCUGCGCGCGCUGCUCUCGCGCGGCGGCCCGGCGUCGGUGAACCCCGGCGCGUCCCCGCCGGCGGCGGCCGAGGAGAAGCGCGGCCUCGGGCUGCCGCUCAUCCGCAUGCUCCCCGUCGUCAGGUUCACGGCGGCGGAGGGCGCGGCGGCGCCGAGGAUCUCCGUGUCGGAGUGCGCCGUGUGCCUGAGCGAGUUCGCGGAGCGGGAGCGCGUCCGGCUGCUGCCCGGCUGCUCCCACGCCUUCCACAUCGACUGCAUCGACACCUGGCUGCAGGGAAGCGCCCGGUGCCCCUUCUGCCGCAGGGACGUCACCCUGCCGGCCCCGCACCAUCACCGGCCGCCGCCGCCGGCCUUUCUCCGUCGGGACGAGCGUCUCGCCACCGCCACCGACGACGACGAUGGCGGCGGCAGCAUCGUGAUCGAGGUGAGAGGGGAGCGCGAGAGGUGGAGCGACGGGAGGAGCGUCCGGAAGAAGAAGGCGGAGAGCGUGGGCGACGAGGCGGUGGACACGAGGAAGAAGGGGGAGUUCGCGGCGGUGCAGCCGAUGCGGCGGUCGCUGUCCAUGGACUCGUGCGACGCCAAGCAGCGGCAGCUCUACGUGUCCGUCGUCCGGGAGUUCCUCGCGCAGAGCUAGGAAGGCAAGUGCCAUCAUCAUAGCACUAGACCAGACCACACCAGACCAGUAGUACAUUCAUAUUAUUCUUUCUUCGAUCGUGUCGUACAUUAUUAGCUUUCCUACGUUGUUGUAGGCUUCGUAGCGUACGUGUAAAUGCGCUACUGGAUCGCGCCUACAUGCAAUGCAUGGCAUGGCGUUGGAGUCUAAUUUUUUUGUAGGCAGCCCAUACAUACACCGGCAAUGUAAUCAGGCCAAUUUUUGCCUA
Molecule: messenger RNA, 1486 nt
Organism: Hordeum vulgare subsp. vulgare (domesticated barley)
Lineage: Eukaryota; Viridiplantae; Streptophyta; Magnoliopsida; Poales; Poaceae
Product: RING-H2 finger protein ATL1-like
Exons: 1
Coding region: 463-1239 (258 amino acids)
Biological process (GO): protein ubiquitination
Molecular function (GO): transferase activity
Source: RefSeq, a predicted model, not a curated record